ACUUCAAAUGGCGUCGUUAUUUCUGAAAAAUCCAUGAGGAAGGAAAUCAAGUGUUCUAUUAAUCGAAGUUCGACGCUCCGGCUGGCUGGGUCAGGUUUAGGUUUAGAGUCGGAGUGGGGGUAUUUCACAGGCACUACGUUGGGCGUAUAUGAGUACGUCCACGAGAGAUGCCGUCGAUUCGUGUUUCGAGUUUUUGCACGACAGCCGUGGGCCAGGCAACAGCGCACUCGCGCUCAAGUCGGAUCACGUUCUUCGAGGCAGAUUUAAAGUCCUGUACUGAUUAUCAAAGAAUCAAAAUACUACUGACGCUAUUUCCUACGACGUCUCUGGUCUAACCUCUCCUACGGCAGGCUAUGCUGAAACAUGACGAAAGGUGGCAUCACUGGGGACGUGUUGGAAGCACGGACGGAGCCGUAUUCAUUGAUAUGACGCCAUUUUACUAACCUUUUCGGCGCGGAUCGCGACGAACCACUUAAGGUGCUCCACUUUGUACCGUUUCAAGAGCGUCUGUUUGUAUCGUUUACAUUUUUACGAAACGCGCACUCUCAUUUGUAAUUCCAAGCAAUUCGUUCGAGCCGGAGUUUACCGGAAGGUAGUACAGCUGUAGCGAAGCAGUGCUAUUAUGGAAGAUGAAGAUGGUGAAAGUAAAGUUGUGGAUAUGUGGAAUAAUUUGGGAGAACAGCAACUUAAUGAUGCAUCUCUUGGAAAUUCAUUGAAACCUAUUGAUAGUACAUACGCUGAUGUGAUAGAAGAGGAGAAGCAAUUACUGCGAUAUAAUUCGAUUGUAACUAAAGAUUCGCCAAGCAAAAACAACAGUGCAGGAUCAAAAAUUGUGUUCAAAGGUUUUAAGAAACGUAUUCUGGCACAAGCUCAAGAAACUCAAACGAAUACAUCGAAAAGUGUAGUGCAAGACCAGCAAGUGCUACAUUGUAAUGCAUUGUCAAAAAAUAACAAGGAAAAAAAGGCAGAAAUUAAACGAGGCAAAAUAACAGAGUAUGCACAAUAUUUGGGUCUCCAACCUUCGUCAAAGAAUAAGUGUUUAAAGUGUAACUCAUCGUCAAAUUUGUGUUCUAUAUUAAAGCAAAAUUUGUGCACCUGUAAUUCCACGAUGACACCGAUGCCCAGCACAUCAGAAUCGUCUACAGUGCAGCACUCUCCCAACUUUAAGAUUACAAGAAAAGUUUAUUUAUGCGCUGCGUGUGGCACGUAUUUUGAAAAUUGGAAUUUGUUCUUACAUAUGAGGGACAUACAUCAGCGUCAUAUAUGUUUAUUUUGUCUCGGGAUGUUUGGCCAAGCAGAAAGACUAUCAUAUCAUUUAACAAAGAAUCAUAGUGUUCCAGAAAUGGCGUUUACAUCUGUUGAAGAAUUUUAUGGUGCUUUCAAAGGAUCAUGUUAUUUAGUUUGUUGCACUUGUGAAAAGGUUUUUUCGGAAACAGAUAAUUUUUAUAAUCACUUUUGUUCGCCGACGUCUAAGCAAGACACCACCGCGUCUAUAUGCACCUUGUGCAGGCAGACGGGUUCACAUGCGAGUACAUGUAGUUUAGCUAUCGACGCAUGUAAAGAAGUAAGUGCGUCUUUACCGCAUACUAUGCAAACAGGCACAAUACCAACGCAUAUACUCGAAAAAGCUGUGAGUCCUGGAAACAAAACUGUUUCUAGGAAACUAAUAAAAAAUAAUAGAUCUAAGCAUAUGGGAGAUGGUGUUUCAAAUCAGUUAAAAGUAAACACGCAUAUGAAAAAGACAAACAAUAAAACUGUAUCUCAAUUAAACGAAAGUCAGCUCUUUGAUGAUACGUUACAUAGGGGUGAAGGUUCUCAAAGCGACGUUCACGAUUCGAUUAAAGAUACAGUUUCGGAAACAAUAAUGGAAGUUUCAAAAUACAUUGGAGAUUCUGGCAAAGAAACAGGAGAGACGAGUGAAAGAGAGAUUUGUCAAAAUGAUUCGGAAGUAAGAUCACCGAGUGACGCGAACAGCCAUAAUAAGCCAUACGAUAGCGUAACAGAAACUAUCAUGGAAGUAUCACGUUGUACAAAUAAUAUGCAAGAUUCUGAUGCUACGAUUAAGAAGGAUGAUACGGGUUCAAAUGAAAUGUUGGAUGCGUCAGAUAAACCAGAGUCAGAUUCUGAUGAAGCAGGCAAUAUGGAAACCUUAAAUUCAACAGAUGAAGCUAAUAUAACAACAAAUGAAUUAAAUUCGGUACAUCAAGAGGCAGAACAAAAUGUAACUAUGGACGAAACAGCGGGGACUAUAUCGGAAACAAAAACUGAUUCUAGUUCUCAUGCAUCUGAAAGUCCUGUUCAUAGUCCUGCUAAUCGAUCGUUAUUUAGUCCUGAGCGCGAAUCACACGUAUUGAACCCAGAAACAAAAGAAGAAAGUUGCGAGAAUGAAUCUAAAGGAAACUUCGAGGAAUCUAACGAAUCUCAGUCUUCAAUGUCAUUCAAUGCCAUUGCUUCUUCUGACAGAAGUUUAGUUAUAAAAAUAUGUACCAAUAGGAACUCUCAAUUUUCUGUUGCAGUUAAUAACGACGAUACAGAGAGUCAUGAUAUUAACAAAGAGUCGGAGGAAAAUAACAAUGCCGAGAGUUCGUUAAUGGAAGAAAAGAAAUCUAACGUUUUCGAAGGGGAGAGAGAAAAUAAUAACAGUGAUCCAGCAAACGAUGUAGACAGCGAUUCUGAUAGCUUCAAAUUAGCAGUUGUGGAUAGUAGUAACGCCGAUGAGACUGAGGAAGUAGAUGAAACUAACGAAGCGAACAUUGCACCAGAAACUCAUGCAGAAUCGAACAUGGAUGUUGAAGAAAAUGGAAACCAGGCAGAAGAAGCGGUAGAGGACACAGCAGCUGACGUAGACGCAAAUGAAAAGCUUGAGGGUAACGAAGAAAUUCAGAAUGUAAAUGAUAGCAAGAUAAACAACGUUGUACAACCUCAAAUACAGCCGAACGAUGGAAUCAUGUUGGCUGGAGAGGAUAUUCCAUGCGUCGAUCUCAACGUUGAUGGUACUUUAGACAGUAUAGAAAUAGAAGAUCUACUAAAGCGUUGCAUAGAAGUUGCCAGUCCUUUCUGUGUCUACUGCAAUCAUGCACGUCAUGUAGCAGUAAACGGUAAACAACUGGGAUUGCACAUGCUCGCGGAACACAAAUUUCAACCUCAGCAUCCUGCCAUAAUUAUUCACCCGGAACAAUUCAUCGCUAGAUUAAAAAAAUCCCUCGAUGAGUUAGAUUCUCAUUUCUUCAAUCUAGAUUCUUACAGUAGCACAAACGGUACCUACAACGUUCCAAAUGUAAGGACAUACGAGUGCUUUCAUUGUAGGUUUCAUUCUGCCAUACACAAGGAACUAUACCUUCAUAAUCGAAAGAUGCACCAAAAGACAAUCUUAAUCUGUAUAAUGUGUAAAUCCACUUUCUAUAGUUAUAGCGAAUUACUUUGUCACUUGUGUCCUGGCACGUACUCUCCGAAUAUCAACGUCAAGUACAGAUGUUGUCUCUGCCCCAUGGCAAGCCUUCCUUCCGCGUUUAGACUGAUGGUGCAUCUACGAAAGAGGCAUCACGCGUGCGACGUUUGUUUGGAGUCCACUGGAAAUCAGCAGCGUCUCUCGAACCAUGUAUGGAAGCACAAGCUCCAUCAUUUGUGUUACAGAUGCGGCAUCGCGUACAGAAACAAACCAGACAUCACGAAACAUUUAUUCUGGAAACACGGAACGGAGAGCGUGCUCUGCAAGAAAUGUCUGCAGAAGAAGUGGCCACAUAUUUAUCAUUUUUGCAUACCACCGACUGCUUUCGUUUGCGAGGAGUGCGGGUCCAGCUUUUCCCGAGCCGUUGCCCUGAAAGUGCACAAGAGGUUACACACCGGAGAUCGACCGUACACUUGCAACGAGUGCUCCGACCGCUUCAUCUCUCGAAAACUGUUAACCAAGCACGAGGACACCCACAAAGAACCGUUACCAGUUAGCGCGAGUUUGGCAGACGCGAUGAGUCAACAACCCGUGAUCGACGAAGAAAAAUCAGAUAAGGAAAAAAUAAUCUUAACCGACAACGUGGCCACCACUUCCGAAUCGAUGAAGGAGCCUAAAGAAGCCGUGAAGAAGGUCGUCGACGUUUAUGACCUGCCGCCCUUGAAUCUGUCCUCCGAAAGCGACACGGACUCUGAAGAAGAGAAGGUCGUCGAGACGAAGGAACCCGAGGUUCCUGAGAAAACUAGUCCACCAGAGGAAACUGCACCGUCUCCCGUGGAUAAUCCAAAAUCCGCUACCCCCGAGCUAGCUGCGGAUAGCAUAGUGGAAGUUGAACAGAACGAAGAAGAGAAGGAGCAAGGCGCGCAAAUCAUGGAUGGCAUCUGGGACAACUUCAAAUCGUACACGGCUAGUUUAGAGAUGAAGGACACGACCAACAGUUUCCCAGCGAAAGAACAAGAGCCAGAGACCGACGUGGCGUUCUUGCGAAGCAUAGUGUUGGCUGACCACGAUUAUUGCGUGGUAUGGUCGGAAAAGGGUAAGGGAGAAUCAGGGUCCAAGGUAGACGACAAGGAAGAAGUGAACGCGAGCGCGGACCAAGAUAAAGCGCAGAAAAGUCCAUCGGGCAGCAACGGAGUACAAAGUGAGAACGAUCCGAAUAAGAAGAAAGCGAAGAGUCCAAAGAAAAAGAAGCAAAGUGGAAGCACUUCAUCGAGCGAUUCGUCCAGCGAUAGCGAUUCAAGCAGUUGUUCCUGUGGGACAAACUGCAGCUGCAGCAGCUCUUCGUCUGGAAGUUCUUCAAGUUCUAGUAGCAGCUCGGAUUCGGACAGCUCUACCUCGGAAGGCUCUCCAAAGAAACAAUCCAACCGCAAGGAUAGGAAGAAGGAUAAGGAAGCUGCGCAAGAACCGGAAGUGUCCGUCGAAGUCGAUAACAAGGUGUCCACGGAGAUGGAGAACGGGAAUGCAGCAGGCUCAACGGACCCAAUGUCUCAGCCACAGCUCGUGCUGAGGGAGUCUGAUCUAGAAACCGAGGAGACGGAAACAGAUGAGGACUUCUACGACGAACAUCCUCAGCAGCUUGCGAACAAACUCCUCGCUGAGAAACGAAAUCAGUUAUUGCUCCUGGCAGCGGUUGCACCAGCGUCCACAGAGUCGACGAUGCCUCUGAACAACGGCUUGACGGACACAGACACCGCGAUUCCCUCUCCAGACCCCAUGCCUAGCACUGCAGAAGACCAGCCGCAGCAGAAGAGGAAAGUGAAGACGAAGAAACGGAAAAAAGGCGAGAGGGCGAAGCAGCGUAACGCGGCGCCAGCCGUGGAAUCCAUUAAACUAAACAUUCCUAAAGCGUUUUACCAAAAGAAUCCCGGUUUCUCGGCUUCGUCGCCGGCGUUGAUGCAGCCGAGCAUGACAUCCGCACCGAGCGUUUCCGCGAGCGACAUGCACACCGCGAACGCGGCGGUGGAGCAUCACGCGAUGGGAAUAACGAACCAGAAUGUUAGCGGCAGUGGCUCUGAGACCGAGAACAAGCGUUCGUCGAAACGAAAGCGUGUACCUAAACGAUUCUAUGGCGAUUCCAGUGACGAGGAGGCAGACAAGCAGCCUUCGAUUAAGUGGAGGAAGGUGGAACCACCUUCGUUCGCGACGGUACCAAGUCUGAAGCCUUUGCCACCGAGAUUGUCCUUUGGUGGGAAGACCAUGGCGUACAGACCGAUGGAGACCCAAGCGGAAAGCUUGAGAAUCGCUACGGCCUCCGCGACGGAGUCAGAGGAACCAGUAGAAAGCAGCAGCGAUUCCAGCGACUCCGAGGUGGAAGCCAGCCAACAAAUGCAAACGCAUUUGCCUGAAAGCAACGCGCCUAUCCCGGAACGCGCGGUCAACCUCUAUUGUUAUUGUCAGUGUCCGUACGACGAGGUCUCGGAAAUGAUAGCCUGCGAUGGUGAGGACUGCCGCAUCGAGUGGUUUCAUUUCGAGUGUGUCGGUAUCAUGGUGCCACCAAAGGGCAAGUGGUACUGCCCGGAUUGUAGAAAGAAGCACGGUAUCGUGCAGAAUAGCGAGGACUACUUUGACUGAUAGCAGCGAAUGGUGUCUGCGUGUUGAAAUUGCUUUCUAGGCGUACUGGACGGUGACCGUUCAAUUUUCUCCAAGCCUUCUUCUUUUGUAGCGUUUUGAACGGUUUGUGUGAUGCGUUCAGGUUGCUUCGAGUGAUGUUCGAAUGAUCCUUAAUGUUUUGAACUAUUUAAUGAAUUUGAGGAUUUCGAAGGUUUCCGAAACUCUGUAUCGUCGACAUUCCUUGAGAGCCUCGAAUUAAAUAGAAUUGUACAAUACAGUAUCGUUAAAAAAAAAACAAAAAAAAACAACUUGAGGUGGUUAAUAUGAAAUUAUUGUAAAACAAUAAAUUAAGAAAGGUGUAAGAAUCGCACGAAGUUUUAUAUGAAAAUUAGAUGUAUUCUUUUACGUGCAAUGAUAACAUUGCAUUUCUGAUAGUAUUAUGUAAGAUAGUUCUCGUUUUAUUACAUGUAGUUCUAAAUGAGCUUGUUAGAAAAAGUCCUAGGUAGACAAAAGCUGAAAAUGUUCAUAGUUAAUUUUGGCAUAUGGAAAUAUUUAUUUUAGAACGCUCAAAAUAACGACUAGUGUUAUUAAUGCAGUUAUGAAAAUCUAUCACGAGACAAAGAAUUUGAAUAUUUUGCAAAAGUGACCGUUCAUAUCACUAUUCCAUGUAGAUUUAAAUUUAAUGAAUUCUUGAGAUAGUUAAUCAUAACUUGAGCAUACAGAUUAUUUAUAAUUACUCUAUUCUCUCGAGGGUCGAACAUUAUACUAAUAUGGCAAAACAUUCAAGUUUUUUUUUAUAUUAAUUAGUAUUUGUUAGAUCUUUCAAGAUUUUCCAGAUUCUUAAACCUUUAAUGUGAUUAUACUCCUCACUAGUCGUCCGCUUAGCUAAUGGUGAAACUAGAUACUUUUUCUAUACUAGAAACUACUUUAAAUGUAUAAUUGAAAGUGUCGAAUCCUUUUAAAUAUUAUUCAAAGUUGUAUGUUUUUAAAAAGACUCCGAAUGUCUCCAGCGACAUAACUAUUAUACAUAAACUUUCAAAUGUUUUGAGUAGCGGUAGAAGUUCCAUUUUAAUAUUAAUUAAUGUUAACAAUUUAUAAUUGUAUUAUGACCUUUUAUUUACACAAUUUCAACCAAGUCUCGAUAGUUCGAUUGGCUCUCAAGGAAUUCGAAUUCUUCAAGAUACAAGCGGCCAAUUGGAGCCAAUUCAAAGUCCCCAAAAUUGAUUUAUUGUUCAAAAAUGUUCGGAUAUUCUUCACGUUGCGAAUAACGUUCGAUUUAGUUGUAUUUGAACGUAAAUUGCCGGGAAAUUGACUAGAGCGAAGAGAAAAUUGUACAGUCGACGUUGCUCUAAGCGACUUUUUUCCUCUUUCUUCUUCGUAAACAAACGAAUCGUAAACUGUUCCACGUUGAUAUUUUUCUUAAGCUGAUACAAUAACGAAAAAAAUGUAUAUAACUGUACAUACGCCUUAGAGUUUAUAACAAUGAAACUUUUGUGUACAUUUGUUUGUACUUCUUUUAAACGACGAAAAUGCGCCGUGUAUAAAUUGAUUAGUCUAGCCAAUUAGGCGGUGUAGCGUUCUAUAGAGCGAAACCUAGGCUACGUCGUGUAGAACGACAAAUUUUUCGAGUCUAGCACGAGAGGGGAGGGCUGUGUUUUUAUCAAUUCGAAAUCGCGAUAUCGCGGCUGAUACGACUGUCGGCACUGCUGGCGGUGUCUGUGCCCUGUUCGAUCAUCGCAUUCCUUGAAGAACCAAUAAUUUUAAUUUUUAAAGUACGCGUAACCCACUUUGUACGCUUUGAACGAUCUUUUUUUCCAUUCAGACCGUGAUUUUCUUCUUUUUACUUCUUAAAGUUGCAAAAUUUUUAUAAUUACACGCAUUGAGAUUUUCGUCUCCUCUUCAUCCAUUAUUUUCUAUUUACUAUUAUGUUGUAUUCCGCGAAACUUCCUUUGCAACGUUUCAAUCUAUUUCUCCGUGCUUUUUUGUUAAAAUAAUCGACGAGUUAACGAGCGGAUUUUUUAUCACUAUCUAGUCUAGUUAUUAUUUGUUCUUCGUAAACAGCUCUUCUGCGGACAAAAAGAUUUCUGAAUGAGUACACAGCUGUAUGAAUUUAUUGGAACCGAUUGCUAGGCCUAUACGGAACGUUCUGAUUCCUCUAAACCACUUUCGGUGUAGCGUUGUACGUUGAAAUUCGAAUUAACGUUAGUGUGAUAUUCUGCGGGCGAAAAUUUGAUGUACCGGACACGAUACCCGAUCGAAGAAUAAUUUGAUGUGCGAUAAAAACGAUUGUUCGAACGCGAAUUUCGCUACUUUUUAUUUCUAAUUUGUAAUUGACUUUUAUAAUUU
Messenger RNA from Hylaeus volcanicus, 8344 nucleotides. RefSeq lists its product as uncharacterized. The record is from RefSeq and is a predicted model, not a curated record. Gene Ontology annotation, biological process: regulation of transcription by RNA polymerase II. Bases 623 to 6019 code for a protein of 1798 amino acids. The transcript is spliced from 2 exons. Gene Ontology annotation, molecular function: DNA-binding transcription factor activity; RNA polymerase II cis-regulatory region sequence-specific DNA binding. Lineage: Eukaryota; Metazoa; Arthropoda; Insecta; Hymenoptera; Colletidae.